This is a messenger RNA of Diachasma alloeum, 1083 nucleotides long. RefSeq names its product tRNA (cytosine-5-)-methyltransferase (gene Mt2). The record is from RefSeq and is a predicted model, not a curated record. Lineage: Eukaryota; Metazoa; Arthropoda; Insecta; Hymenoptera; Braconidae. Gene Ontology annotation, molecular function: methyltransferase activity.
UUCGUCGAUUUGUUUGUUUUUGUUCAGUCCCCUGCGGUUGUUUUCGCUUGGAACCACGACAAUGAGGAUUCUGGAGCUGUAUAGCGGUAUUGGGGGCAUGCAUUAUGCUUUGAAAGAAAGUGGAGUUCAAGGCACAAUCGUCGCAGCAGUAGACAUAAACACAGUAGCAAACGAGGUCUAUCACCACAAUUUCCCUUCCGACAAAAUCCUGAACAAGAAUAUCGAGUCCAUUACCUUCGACGAGCUCAAUAAACUGAACGUAGAGGGUAUCCUCAUGAGCCCGCCCUGCCAGCCCUUCACAAGACUCGGACUGCAGAGAGACAAGAGCGACCCCAGGACGUGUUCCCUCUUCCAAGUCCUGAGAAUAAUAAAACAGCUCGAAACCCUCAAAGUUAUUUUACUCGAGAACGUCGUGGGCUUCGAGACAUCAGAGACCCGAGACUCACUGAUCCAGACAAUUGAAGAAAAAUUCAACUACAAAGAAUUUAUCUUGAGUCCUUGCCAAUUUGACAUUCCGAACAGCAGAAGAAGAUACUAUUUGAUAGCUAAAAGAAAAGAUCUCGAUUUUUGUUUCGAUGAUUCUUCCUUAGUUCAAUCAAUUCCUCGAGAAAUCAAGGAAACCCUCUCACCCUCGAAGAAAUUGAGUCCUUCAAGGAUUGAAGAUAUUUUGGAAGAUGAUGGAACUCGUGAGAAACAAUACGAGAGAUAUUUCUUGAGUGAAGAGACUGUGCAAAAACGUCUGAACGUCUUGGACGUGAGGAGUCCUGACUCCACAGGCUCCUGUUGCUUCACGAAAGCUUACUUCAGGUAUGCAGAGGGGACGGGGUCUGUUUACUCCCCCCUAUCUCAAUGUGAAGUUAAAGAGAAGAUGAAUAAGAUUAAAAAUAGUGGAGAGCCUGAAGAGCGUUUGGAGUUGAUGAGGAGUUUGAAACUGAGGUACUUCACCCCCAAAGAAGUCUCAAGAUUAAUGUCAUUCCCUGAAGACUUCAGCUUUCCCAAUUCUAUCACUGAUAAACAGAAAUAUAGGCUGCUGGGGAAUUCAAUAAAUGUACACGUCGUUAGCCAGUUGAUUCGUGUUUUAAU